Lotus japonicus is the source of this 629-nucleotide messenger RNA. RefSeq names its product cytochrome b-c1 complex subunit 6-1, mitochondrial. The transcript has 4 exons. NCBI's taxonomy places the organism in Eukaryota, Viridiplantae, Streptophyta, Magnoliopsida, Fabales, Fabaceae. The record is from RefSeq and is a predicted model, not a curated record. The coding region runs from base 155 to 364 and encodes 69 amino acids. Gene Ontology annotation, biological process: mitochondrial electron transport, ubiquinol to cytochrome c.
AUGUAAAUUGUAAUUUGACAAAAAAUGCUUGGAACCCUAAAUUGAAAUACAAAAACAGUGUGGGUGACAUACUAUUGAUCCGAAAUACAAGCUCGCUCGCUUGCUCUCUCUCAACACCACCACCUGCUCUUCUCUGCUCCGCGAUCUGCAAUCAAUGGCUGACGAGGAACCUGUUGAUCCAAAGGGAUAUCUUGAAGAGUCUUGCAAGCCAAAAUGUGUAAAACCUUUACUUGAAUAUCAGGCAUGUGUUAAAAGGAUACAUGGUGAUGAAACUGGGCAGAAACACUGCACUGGACAAUAUUUUGAUUAUUGGGCUUGUGUUGACAAAUGUGUCGCACCAAAGCUAUUCACCAAACUCAAGUAAUAGUGGAGAAUGGUCUGCCAUCAUCGCGUUCUGUUCUACUUUCAUUUCCAAAUUACUGCCUCUAAACAUUUAAUUUUGUAACCAAACUAAAUGCCCUGUUGUAUGGUUAUGGUUGUGUUCACUGUGAAAUUUUGAGCCCAUGAAGACCUUGGAUUAUGAUUAAUAAGAACAUCAUGCCAAAUUGUAACUUUUGAGAUUUGGAAGGUUGUUUCCUGGUAUGAUCCUACAUUCUAAAUAAGUAUGAGAAUAUGGUUUGAACUUUGAA